AAACGAGGCAUUAGGCAUGAUUUUGAGUAAUCUUCAGCUGUUCCCUUCUCCUCCCUUCCUUUCCGUCUCACUUGGGACCGCAGUAGUCUUGCGCCCAUGUCUCAAUUGCUUCUAGGAGCAACAAUCGUCCUUUUGAUACUUGUUGCAAUCAUCAGUUUGGACGUCAUGGGCCUCGCAUUUUGGAAGGGUAACCAGUUCCCGGUGGAGGGGAAAACAGUCCUCCUCACCGGCUCAUCCCAGGGCAUGGGUAGAGAAAUUGCACGCCUUCUUUCCGCCCGUGGUGCAAACCUAAUUCUCGUCGCCCGCACAACCAAGAACCUCGAAUCGGCCCUUGAACACGCCAAAGUCCACGCAAAGAACCCUUCAAGUCAACGCUUUACCUACAUUUCCGCCGACGUGACCUCUGAGAGCGAAAACGCGCGCAUACUCGCUGAAGCUACAGCCUGGAAUAAUGGCAAUAUGCCGGAGAUUGUGUGGUGUAUUGCUGGAGCUUCCACGCCAGGACUGUUUAUAGAGACGAGUACAGACACACUGAGGAGGCAGAUGGACUUGAACUACUUUGCGGCAGCCUAUCUUGCCCAGAAGACGCUGCAGGCUUGGCUUUAUCCCGAGGUACCGUACGAAAAUGGCUCGCAUGGCAAGAGCACUGCGCCUGAGCCGCCGCGGAAAUUUAUAAUCACAUCAUCUGCCCUUGCCUUUGUUGGGAUACUGGGCUAUUCACCAUACGCCCCUGCCAAAGCAGCCUUGCGCUCCCUUGCGGAUGGUCUACGCUCCGAAGUCCAAAUGUACAAUGCAGCGCGCCGCUCGAGUAACACCACCACAGGUCAGGUGCCCGCACCUUUCGAUGUUAACAUCCAUGUUAUCUUCCCUGGAACCAUACUCUCUCCCGGGUUCGAGAACGAGGAGAAGACGAAGCAUCCUGUGACUCGCGAACUUGAGACUACAGAUCCCAAACAGACGGAGCUGGAAGCAGCGACUACUGUGGUCAACGGCUUGGAAGGCGGGAACUUCAUGACAGCGACAAAUUGGGUGGUACAUUUGCUGCGCUGGGGAGCAAUCGGUUCCAGUCAGAAGAACAACAUUGUUCUAGACACGCUUGGAGUGUGGAUCGCAACGAUAGUCUGGCUGAUCGUGGUACCGGACUUGAAUAGCAAGGUCUGGAAUUGGGGAAAGAAGAACGGAAUGCCCUUGUUUAAGCAGAACGCACAAUAGGAGAAGUACAGCUCCGUGUUUGUAAAUUGUAAUCUACGCACAUAAGGUAGAAAAUUCACGUAUGAAGUACAUAUUAAGUACAAUCCACACCUUGAGCAAAGAUUCGGGAAUGAUCAAUUUAGGCUCAUUAUCCCAAUCGCUGGGAUAGGCCCUCUACGGACUGUUUGAUACCCCCUGGCAAACAGCACCAAAUUACAACACAACCUACUAGUGUACAUCUAGUACCCUAUUAAGUUACCAGAAUACUCGAAUCGUAC
This is a messenger RNA of Cucurbitaria berberidis CBS 394.84, 1469 nucleotides long. Its product is annotated as 3-ketosphinganine reductase-like protein. Bases 97 to 1212 code for a protein of 371 amino acids. The record is from RefSeq and is a predicted model, not a curated record. The transcript is spliced from 2 exons. Lineage: Eukaryota; Fungi; Ascomycota; Dothideomycetes; Pleosporales; Cucurbitariaceae. Gene Ontology annotation, molecular function: 3-dehydrosphinganine reductase activity. Gene Ontology annotation, biological process: sphingolipid biosynthetic process. Gene Ontology annotation, cellular component: endoplasmic reticulum membrane.